GGCAACCGCUCCUGCUCGGCCCUUCCCGGUUGGCUGGGCCGGCUGCGCCUCGGUUCUCUGGUGACUAUGGGGGACCCCAGCAAGCAGGAUAUCCUGGCCAUCUUCAAGCGCCUCCGCUCGGUGCCCACCAACAAGGUGUGUUUUGAUUGUGGUGCCAAAAAUCCCAGCUGGGCAAGCAUAACCUAUGGGGUGUUUCUUUGCAUCGACUGCUCGGGGUCACACCGGUCGCUCGGUGUUCACUUGAGUUUUAUUCGAUCUACAGAGUUGGAUUCUAACUGGUCUUGGUUUCAGUUGCGAUGCAUGCAAGUUGGAGGAAAUGCUAAUGCAUCGUCCUUCUUCCAUCAGCACGGGUGUGCCACCGGGGACGCCAACGCCAAGUACAAUAGUCGCGCGGCCCAGCUCUACAGGGACAGAAUCAAGUCGCUGGCCACCCAGGCUACGCGGAAGCACGGCACUGAUCUGUGGCUUGAUGGUUGUGUGACUCCGCCUUUGUCCCCUACACCGAAGGAGGAGGACUUCUUUGCCACUCAUGCUUCCCCUGAGCUUCAGGUGAGUGGCACAGGAUGGACCUCAGCACACCCAGAGCCAUCUUCUUUAACACCAAGGAGUGUGGAAACCACCCCAGCAAAUAAUGAAGGUGGACCAGAGCAAGGACCAAGUGUGGAAGGUCUUAACAUACCAACCAAAGCUGCUUUAGAGGUUUCCUCUAUCAUAAAAAAGAAACCAAAUCAAGCUAAAAGAGGACUUGGGGCCAAAAAAGGAAGUUUGGGAGCCCAGAAACUGACAAAUACGUGCUUUAAUGAAAUUGAAAAACAAGCCCAAGCUGUAGAUAAGAUGAAGGAACAGGAAGACCUCACCAGGACGGCGCCUAAGGAAGAGUCGAUUGUAUCAUCCUUGCGAUUAGCCUAUAAGGAUCUGGAAAUUCAAAUGAAGAAAGAUGAAAAGAUGAACUUGAGUGGGAAAAAGAAGGUGGAGUCCGAGAGACUUGGCAUGGGAUUUGGAAACUGCAGAAGUGGUAUUUCACAUUCAGCAACUUCAGAUAUGCAGACUAUUGAACAGGAAACACCAAUCACAGCGAAACCAAGAAAAAAGUGCAGCGAGGACAGUGGUGACUCGUACUUUACUUCCAGCUCAAGGUACUUUGACGAGCCGCUGGAGUUAAGGAGCAGUUCUUUUUCUAGCUGGGAUGACAGUUCAGAUUCCUAUUGGAAAAAGAAGAGCAUCAAAGAGACUGACACAGUUCUGAAAACCACAGGCUAUUCAGACAGACCCACUGCUCGCCGCAAGCCGGACUAUGAGCCAGUAGAAAAUACAGAUGAGGCCCAGAAGAAGUUUGGCAACGUCAAAGCCAUCUCAUCAGAUAUGUACUUUGGAAGACAGGCCCACACUGAUCAUGAAACCCGGGCCCGGCUGGAGAGGCUCUCAGGAAGCUCCUCCAUAAGCUCAGCCGACCUGUUCGACGAGCAGAGGAAGCCGACGGAAGGAAACUACACCCUCUCGAGCGUGCUGCCCACCGCGCCCGACAUGGCCCAGCUGAAGCAGGGAGUGAGGUCCGUUGCUGGGAAACUCUCGGUCUUUGCUAAUGGAGUCAUGACUUCGAUUCAGGAUCGCUAUGGUUCUUAACACUGAUGCCAAGUGUUUCCCGGACAAACUCCUCCAGCGAGCCCGCGCGCCUCGCAGGCUGCCGCGGAGGCCUGCGGAUGGCUUCGCUGCCUUCUCGUGGGUCUGUACACCUUACCGACGCGUGACCUUUCUCUUGAUGUUGUAGAAGCUUUCUUGUCAUUUCCGUUUUGUGUUACUUCCUGCACAUAUCCAUGUAUAUCCUUGCUUUAUUUUCUUGGAAUCUGUAGUUCCAACAGCUGGGGGCCUGGAGACAUGGGCCCCUCCCCCUGUCCGAGGACAGAGAGCCUUUGUGUGGGGUCUCAGCUCGUAUGGACCCUGGGCAAGGGGCUCCCAGAGCCAGCUGACGCCAGUGGGUCUAGAGAAACGAAAUUCACACACACAUUUUCUUCAAAAUGGAGCAAAGAAUAAAAACAAAAGACCAAAAAUGACUGGUGUCUAAUUUGACAGAUUGCUUCAUUUAUUUUUCCACAUAUUGAGGUGAUUUCAAAAUAAUGUUUAAAGUCGUCUGACCCCUUGUAAGUUAUUUAUUUUGUGUGAUCUAUAAAUUAAAAAAUAAUUUUCAGUGAGUGCUUUUAACAAACCUAAGCUGCCUUGCCAAGGGAACUAACCUUUGGCCAAGGUGAAGCGGUUCGGAUUUAUGGAGACGGGAAAACGCCUAAGUGCAUUAGAAGCCGGUACCGCUUGCGGGAUUUAAAACAAAUGAGGUGAAAGGCACUCACGAAAAUAUUUCAGUAUAUGGGCAAAUAGUAGUUGUAAUUGGGUACUUUUGUUAAUAUUUUUUAUCUUAAUCUUUGUUUUAAAAAAAAUUUCAGAAUGUGUAUAAAUGAAUAAAGACAAAUAAUUUGGCUGUGUUUUAGACAGCACUAGAAUAUAUUGUUCAGAAUGGUAACCUGUAUUUGAAGUUUGAUGAACCAGAAAUGUGGUUUCAACAGAAUAUUUUGUGAAUCUUUCUUCAAAGCCCCGAUGAUUAGACUUCUAAAUAAACA
Molecule: messenger RNA, 2609 nt
Organism: Molossus molossus (Pallas's mastiff bat)
Lineage: Eukaryota; Metazoa; Chordata; Mammalia; Chiroptera; Molossidae
Gene: ARFGAP3
Product: ADP ribosylation factor GTPase activating protein 3
Exons: 16
Coding region: 67-1623 (518 amino acids)
Biological process (GO): COPI coating of Golgi vesicle
Molecular function (GO): GTPase activator activity
Source: RefSeq, a predicted model, not a curated record